CCGGAAGCGGAAGCUGGUUUUCAGCGGCGCUGGCGGGUCUAUACGCGCGCCAGGGGAUGGGUUCCAAGGCCAAGAAGCGAGUGGUGCUGCCCACGCGCCCGGCGCCCCCCACGGUGGAGCAGAUCCUGGAGGACGUGCGGGGUGCGCCCUCCGACGACCCCGUUUUCGCCGCGCUGGCCCUGGAAGACUCCCUAGGCCUCUCUGGGGGGGCAGAGGACACGGAGGCCCAGCGGGAACAGCUCUACCAGCAGAGCCGAGCCUACGUUGCCAUGAACCAGCGGCUGCAGCAGGCGGGCGAUAGGCUGAAGCAGAAGUGUGAGGAGCUGUGGCGAGCGGGUGAGGAGCUGGAACGAGACGUCAGCCAGGUGAAGCAAGUGGCGCUGCCAGGAGCCAUGGCCGCCUCCUUGGGCUGAGCAGCCUGCCUGCUUGCCUGCCCUGGGCAGGGCACCCCCGGCUCCCCGUGACACCUGACCUGGCACAGCUUAAGCCCCCCGGGUCCCAUGGUCUGUGUGUGCCCUGGUACCCAGAGAGCCCUGGGGACACAGCCGGGCACAAGCUCCUCUCUGGGGGUCAGGCCUGGGACCUGGUGUGGAUGCUGCUCACCCCGGGGCCGUGGAGCCCAGACAGGACUUCACGUGGGGUCCCCAGCACCCGAGGGCCAGACCGUCCACCCUCCUCUCCUUCCCUCUGCGGACUCUGCUUCCCCGCAUCGUCCCCAAUAGACGGAGCUGGUGGGACCCACUCUGCUGCCUCUGUCCAUCUCUGCCUGAACUGCAGGGCCCCCGCGAUUCCUGAGGAGGCCGGGGGUUCUGUUCCCUCCGCCACAGUGGCUGUGGCUAUGAGAGGAGCCGUUGCCUGGCAGGGCCCAGAUGUGAGAUGGGGCCUCUGGUGGGUGCCGCCCCUGAGGACCCUGAGCACCCUGACCUAAGGUGUGGACGCUCCCGCAGGGCAGGUUCACGGUCGGGGUGCGGGGCCGGCCUGGGAGCUGUGGGACUGCAUCACACGGGGCUCCUGGCCGGGCUCCACGAGGACAAGCUGGCCUGUCUCCCACGCGAGCCCUUGCUGGCUGCCUCCAUCCUGGCAAGCUUCGCCUGUGGGUGGGUGUGGGGACCACGGAAUAGAAGCAGAUCUUGAAAAGGGCUUUUCACCCUAAAAGACAGACUUUCGGAAGACCAGGGCAACAGUGGCUGCAAGAGGCAUCACAGAAGCCAGGCUGCUUGGGGGCGCCCCCACUGAGCCCCUCAGGUGCAAUCUGCUCUGUACCUGGCCCCUGCACAGUGCCUCUGUGAACUGCCCUCUCCUGGGGUCCCUGGAAGCUCCGGGGCAGCACGGUGGGGCAUCCCAGAGGUGUUUUUCUUUCCCUGAAGAAGGGGAGUCUGCUUAAUCCUGAGAGACCCCCAAAACCAGGAACCAGAAAGGAGGCCUGGGGGCACAAGUGUACAGAAAGCUCAGGCUUGGCUCCCAUGAUGGCAGUGGACGCCAAGACCGUCCUGCCCAGGCUGGGCCCGCUCGCGCAUCAGCACCCUUCCACAGCUGCUAACAGCCCGCCCGGUGCGAGGGGCCUCGCCCCUCCCUGCUUGGCCCUGGUCUCCGGGCACUGCCUGGCUCUGAAGUGCUGUCUGCUCUCCGGAGCCCCCCACCCCCGCCACCAGGGGUCAGGCAGGGGCGCCCGCACUGACCUCGCUGUGCUGCCGUCCCGGGGCCAGGCCACAUUCCAGCUGUGCCUCCAGGGAUCUGCCCGAGGAGGAUUUCUGAAAGGUGUCCUAGCGUGUUGCCUCCUGGCGGAGGCCAGGCCCCUCCCAGCCCCACCCCACCCGCGCCCCUUGGAAAUAGAGCCACAGACAGCAGGGCGCGGUUCGACAGCUGGGUUUAUUAAAGGUGCGCGUAAGA
Molecule: messenger RNA, 1890 nt
Organism: Callorhinus ursinus (northern fur seal)
Lineage: Eukaryota; Metazoa; Chordata; Mammalia; Carnivora; Otariidae
Gene: CUNH19orf25
Product: chromosome unknown C19orf25 homolog
Source: RefSeq, a predicted model, not a curated record